CCUCCCCGGGGGGGCGGCGGCCGGGCCCAUGGAGGGGCUGCCCGUGGAGGUGCGGGGCUCCAACGGGGCCUUCUACAAGGGUUUCGUGAAAGAUGUGCACGAAGACUCGGUCACGAUAUCCUUCGAGAACAACUGGCAGCCAGAGCGGCAGAUCCCCUUCGGCGACGUACGGCUCCCCCCGCCCGCGGACUACAAUAAAGAGAUUACCGAAGGGGACGAAGUGGAGGUUUAUUCCCGAGCCAAUGAGCACGAGCCGUGCGGCUGGUGGCUGGCGAGGGUCCGGAUGAUGAAAGGAGAUUUUUACGUCAUCGAAUACGCAGCUUGCGAUGCCACCUACAACGAAAUCGUCACGCUGGAGCGGCUCCGGCCCGUCAACCCCAACAAAGUGGCCACCAAAUCCAGCUUCUUCAAAUACACCAUCGCCGUGCCGGAGGACCUCAAGGAAGCGUGCUCCAGCGAAAACGUGCAUAAAGAAUUCAAGAAGGCGGUGGGGGCCAACUGCAUCUUCCUGAGCGUGGCCAGCAGCGAGCUCUUCAUCCUGUCGACGAACGAAUCCACGGUAAAGCGGGCGUCGCUGCUGGGGGACAUGCACCUGCGCAGCAUCCGCACCAAGCUCAUGCUGAUGUCGCGGAACGAGGAAGCCAACAAACACUUGGAGCGCUCUUUCUCUCCCCAGACGAGUAAGCAGCUGGCCUCGGCGUUCCAGGAGGAGUUCACGGUCCGCGAAGACCUGAUGGGGCUGGCCAUCGGCACCCACGGCGCCAACAUCCAGCAGGCCCGGAAGGUGCCAGGCGUCACCGCCAUCGAGCUGGACGAGGAGACCUGCACCUUCCGCAUCUACGGGGAGACUCCGGAAGCGUGCAAGCAGGCCCGGAGCUACCUGGAGUUCUCUGAAGACUCCGUUCAAGUCCCGAGAAACCUGGUCGGGAAAGUGAUCGGCAAGAACGGCAAAGUGAUCCAGGAGAUCGUCGACAAGUCGGGAGUGGUGCGGGUGCGGGUGGAAGGGGACAAUGACAAGAAAAACCCCCGAGAGGAGGGAAUGGUCCCGUUCAUCUUCGUUGGCACGCGGGAGAACAUCAGCAACGCGCAGGCGCUCCUGGAAUAUCACCUCGCUUAUCUCCAGGAGGUGGAGCAGCUGCGGCUGGAGCGGCUGCAGAUCGACGAGCAGCUGCGGCAGAUCGGCAUGGGCUUCCGCCCCCUCUCCAGCCGGGCCGACAAGGAGCGGGGCGGCUACGCCACCGACGACAGCACCUCCUCCUCCCUCCACGGCACGCGGACGUACGGGGGCAGCUACGGCGGACGAGGCCGCGGGCGCCGGGGGCCCAACUCCGGCUACGGUACCAACUCAGACCUGUCCAACGCUUCAGAGACCGAGUCGGAGAAGAGGGACGACGGCGAGCGAGACCCGCGCCCCGAGGACAGCCGGAGGCGCCCGGGGUUGGGGCGAGGGCGGGGUCCCACUCCGGCCCCCCGAGGGGGCGGAGGCAGCAAGUACAGCAGCUCCUCCAUCAGUUCAGUGCUCAAGGACCCGGACAGCAACCCCUACAGCCUGCUAGAGAACACGGAGACCGACCAGGCGGGCGACACCGACGGCAGCGAGUCACAGCCCAUCAGCAACCGGCGCCGCCGCUCCCGCCGCCGCCGCACCGACGACGACGCCACCAUGAUGGACGGCGCUGCCGAGUCCGACAUGUCCGUCAACGAGAACGGCGUGGAGGACGAAUCGAAGCCUCAGAGACGCAACCGGAGCCGUCGCCGCCGUAACCGUGGCAACCGCAUGGACGGCUCCAUCAGCCGGGACCGGCAGCCAGUGACCGUGGCUGAUUACAUCUCCCGGGCCGAGUCCCAGAGCCGCCAGCGGCCCCUGCAGAAGGAGCCCCGGGAAAAAUCCACCGAAGACGACACACCGAGACAAAAGGCAGAGCCAGCCGGCAAGGUGGCCAACGGCCCGUCGGAGAACGGCGAGGAGCCGGCCGCCAUGGUGAACGGGCUGUCGUAAGCGCUGCGCCGGGAGAGCCGCGCCCACUGCUUCCUGCCUAACCGACCCUACUCCGCCCUGCUUGCGUCAUGGUUAAACACGCCCACCGACCUCUCGUUAACGAACCAUUUAUUCAACGAUCGAUAAUUCCUGUAGUGCUUGUCGGAAGCUUGCCAAAGAUAGCCAAGCUCUUACGGCUCGUUAGGCGCCGACCAAUCAAGAGACAGGCAACCGGAUUCUUGCUGGGGCAAGGGGCGCGGCUCCCGCCCCCCUCCCCUCCCGGAAAGGGGCCUCGACAGUAAAAAAACAAAUUAAUUAUCUCUUAAUUGUGUGUCCGUUUUUGACGACUCCGUUUGAGCCAGGAACCGCAAUCCGGCCGCGGGUUGAAACCGGAGCGAGGAUUUUUUUGUGCCUUCUGAACGCGCGUCGCUUCCCUUCCUUUUUUUCGGUUGUUUUCCCUUCCGCCUAGUUCGCUCGCGCAACGAUUUUGGUAAAGAUGGAGCGGGGGGGCGGCUGCCGCGCCCUUUAUUCCCCCCCUUAAAAAAAACAAAUCGGAAGGUACCACGGGGUGGGGAGCGUGGGGGGAAUUUUUGUUUCUAGGCAAUACAAACACAGCAGGUAUUUUUCUUUUUUGGUACACUGUGGCAGACCGAGGCGGGGGGCGGAGAGGGUAGAGCUGCAUGGCCCCCCCACCAGUGUCGCUUUGCCAGGAAGGGGGGGGGCAAAAUCGAGCUGUGACGGUUGAGACGUUAUUUAUUUUUCACUGUACAGUAUUUAAAAGAGAAUAAAGAACCAAACUCGUA
Messenger RNA from Terrapene triunguis (Three-toed box turtle), 2781 nucleotides. RefSeq names its product FMR1 autosomal homolog 2 (gene FXR2). The record is from RefSeq and is a predicted model, not a curated record. Gene Ontology annotation, biological process: regulation of filopodium assembly; positive regulation of protein phosphorylation; DNA damage response. The transcript has 17 exons. Bases 29 to 1999 code for a protein of 656 amino acids. Lineage: Eukaryota; Metazoa; Chordata; Testudines; Emydidae. Gene Ontology annotation, cellular component: dendritic filopodium; presynapse; membrane. Gene Ontology annotation, molecular function: mRNA 3'-UTR binding; translation regulator activity; protein homodimerization activity.